AAUGAGACAAAUGUCGUAUUGAUUGGCGUUGGAUUUUCUUGCUUUUUGGAUAUUGACGACUGUUUGGCGGAGAGAUUGGGCUGUUUUUACCUGUAAAACCUCAUGCUCGCAGAGCAAAAUAAUAACAGGCUCACAAUGGCUGGUGACGGACUGAACCUCGACCAGCUGCAGCAAGCAGAAACUGUGCUUGGUAAUAGAAUAAAAGACUAUGAAAAGAAAAUGCGGGUAGAAUUGCAACUCAAGCAGAGUGCUGCCGCAAUGGCAAAAGUGCACACUGACAGAAAGUCAAGAAAUACUGCGGAGCAGCAAGUUCAGCUUGCGAACCAAAAUCUGGAGACCUUGAGUGUUGAGGUUCUGCAUGCCAUAUCAGAAUAUCGUGGGAUUGCAGAACGGCUACGUGCGACGGAGAAAUGGCAGCUUCAGGCGCAAAGUGCAGCAAUGAGAGGAGAAUUGACACCUCCAAUGCCACCUCCGCGCUCAGAGACUGCUGCAUACCGGAUGAGCGAUUCCCAGAGAAAUACAACAGAACUAUAUCGCCCAGCAAAGCGAACCUCUGUAGCUGUGAUGGUUCCCCCACGACAUGAUUCCACCUUUGACGUUGCAAAUCCACCCCCUGUGCCAUCAAAGCCAGGUCUCUCCCGCAGCUCCACUGGAAUUAACUUUGCUAGCUACGGGUAUAGUCCUGCUGGAGCCCCUUCGACGAUGCCGCUGGGCUUUCAAGGUCCGACCGAACGAGAACUCAUGGAAAGGGUUCGAGCGCAAGCAGACGAGCUUUCCCGGAAGGAUAUUGAGCUGGGACACCUGACGAGCUUAUUGCGCGAGGCAGAAGAGCAUUUGAGACGUUUCCAGCAAAAUCCACCUCCGCUACCCCCUCGUAACGAAUCAGAACUUCAGCAGCAGAUUGCGUCAUUAGUGGAGCAAAAAAAGAAUUUGGAAAUGCAGCUGUGGAACGCUGAAAAGACCAUUUCGGACCUGCAGUACAAAAAAGACGCUGAUAUGAAGGCACCUCAGUGGAAUGCAAUAACUGCCGAACGCGAUCGUCUUGCAGCCAGGGUUGCGGAAUUGGAACUGGAGAAUAGUAAUCUCUGCAGAUCCCGUGGGGGUACAGAACCUCACAACGAAUCUGGAGAAGAUGCGAAUGAAACAAUAGCGCGCUUGAAGCACGAGCUCGUUAAUAUGGAAGAGAAGGCAAAAGUGGCGGAAACUGAAUGUGAGAAGGCUCAGCGUGCAAGUAGAGACUACUUGAAUACAGUGACGCUCCUUGAAAAUCAGCUAUCUCAAGAAGGAUCUGGCCACCAAACCUUUGAUGCGGCUAAAAUGGCUGGCGACUACAAAGCACAGAUCCAAGAAUUGGAGCAACAACUUGAGGGUUUGCAGCAACGCAAUGCCAAUUUGGAUGCGCAGACACGGCACUUGGCAAAGCUGUUGGAAGUCCGCAAUACAAAUCUUGGAUCAGCUGGAUCAGAUGAAGGAUUGCUAAUCGAGAGCCUGCAAGCCAAGUUAACCGCUGUUGAGAACACCCUCCUCACAACAAAAGAGAAUGCAGAGCGUAAACGAAACGCAUUGAAAGCAGCGCUGGCUGUCUCUCAAAAGGAAGUGGCCGCUUUGGCGGAUGAACGGCUGCAGCUGCAAAACACCUUGGCUGCGUCGGAGCGAACAUGGGCUGAGCGCUUGAAAGCCCAGGAGGCCGAGCUCGAAACGCUUCGCAGUCAGGUCAUCUCUGGUUCCCAUACCACCACACAUGAACAUGAUAUUGAGCGAUCCAGUCAAGAUACAGACACUCAGCUCGAAGAUAUGCGCUCCAAGCUCCUGGAGAAUGAGAAUGAGUUAGAACGGAUGCGGACCCACUCGGCUCAAAUGGAAAAAUCAUGGACAGAUGCCUCACGCCAACAGAUGGAAGAGUAUCAAUCAAUGAUAGUAAACUUGCAGAAGAAGCUUGCGGUGUUGGGCUCUGAACUCGAAACGGUUCAGUCGGAAAACGACAAGUUAAAUGCUUCUCUCACUCAAGCAAAUGCUUAUGCUCAGAGCGCUUCUGACCUGGAAAAUAUGCAGACACGACAUAAAGAGGAAAUGCAGCAUAUCGUUUCAACCGCAGCAUCCAGACAGGCGGCCUUGGAGCAAGAGCUUAGUCAAUUACGAGAAGAGGUGGAAAAGUUAGUUCAUGAGAAAAAGAACUUGGAGCUGCGGUGCGCGGGACAUGAAAAGGAAAAGGUCGUUAUUGAAGAAAACGCGAUAAGACAGUGCUCUGCGACGCACGAAAUGGAAAGGAAAGAGCUUGAAGAUGCGCUUGUUGACGAGCGUCAGAAGACGAGGGCGCUGGAGAUGGAUCUUUCGAACAUACGACAGCAAUUGGAAGGUGCGGUGAGCAAGGUGUCACAGCUUGACAAGCACUUGAAUGCGGUCAAAGGAGAGAAGGAAGCUUUAGAAUCCGAGUUUGCCAGCUUGCGGAAGGCAAAGGAUGAGCUGCAGACGUCUCAUGCCAAGGAGUUUGACUCGGUUCGUCAGCUUCUGGAGGGGGUACGCCAAGAACUUGUUCGAUAUCAGAACGAAAACAAGGAGUGUCACGCGCAAAUUGACGAGCUCCAGCUGAAGUUGUCUGAGUCAAACAGUAGUUGUGAACACCUGGCCGAAACCACAGAAACAUUGCGUAAAGAGCAUCAGGAGCUGCAAAAGCAGUAUAAAGUUGUGCAAGGGGCCUUGGCAGAUCAGCAGGAACUCCAGAAACGACUUUUCGAAGCAGAGGCGGUACACAGUAAAGGCUCUUCUGAGCUAUCAGUAUUAACCACCCAGCUGGCAGCAUUAGAACAAGAACGACACGCAUUAACAGAAAGCCUAUCUGCAUCGCAAAAGGAGAAGAUGGAGCAGAUUAAUCUUGUUACGUCUCUGAAACAGAAGGUGGACCAGCUGGGAGUGCGCUUAGUGCAGGCCGAAACGGAGAGGGAUAAUGUUGUCCGCGACAUGGCGCAACUGCGAAGUGAGAUCGACCUUCUCCGAGCGGAUAAGGAAGCUCUGGAGACAAAAUUGUCAGCAUUCCAACGAGAUAAGCAAGCAGCUGACACCCUACUUUCUACGUUGAGUGGAGAGAAUAAACAACUGGCCGCUCGUGGAAAAGACCUUCAGUCCGAAGUGAAGCGGCUAACCACCCAGCUUGCAGACGUUCGAAUCCAUGAACCUCCGACCCCGCCCCAGCCAUCAGAGCUCACUCCGCCAUCAUCACCAAAAAGAGAAGACGAAGGUCUGCAGGAUCUUAUUGCCAAAAACAUGCAACUGGCCAUUGAUCUUGCCGACAAAGAGCGGGAGCUGGAGGAGCUUCAGCGCAAGUUGCGAAGAGAAGUUGAGGAGAAGAAUAUGCUGGCGAAAAAAUUUGAAGAGGAGGCGAAGAAGGGUACAAGUUGGUGGGGAUAGUCAAAUUACUGUAAUGGUUGGCAUUUUGGUUGUAUUGUACUGAAGCACGCGAAAAUGGAUUAUAUCUCAUACGGCC
Molecule: messenger RNA, 3481 nt
Organism: Spizellomyces punctatus DAOM BR117
Lineage: Eukaryota; Fungi; Chytridiomycota; Chytridiomycetes; Spizellomycetales; Spizellomycetaceae
Exons: 5
Coding region: 103-3405 (1100 amino acids)
Source: RefSeq, a predicted model, not a curated record